This is a messenger RNA of Durio zibethinus, 931 nucleotides long. Its product is annotated as chalcone isomerase-like protein 2. Lineage: Eukaryota; Viridiplantae; Streptophyta; Magnoliopsida; Malvales; Malvaceae. The record is from RefSeq and is a predicted model, not a curated record. Gene Ontology annotation, molecular function: intramolecular lyase activity.
CAGCAGCACUCUUCAGAUUUCACAUUUCACUUUGAAACUGAACCAGCUUUUCUCCUCGUUGCUUCUCUCAAUCCCCUGAGCCACCUGCAAAGGAUAACUAUGACUACUGAAAUGGUCAUGGUUGAUGAAAUCCCUUUUCCUCCACAAAUCACAACUAUCAAGCCACUAUCCCUUUUUGGUCAUGGAAUUACCGACAUUGAGAUUCAUUUUCUCCAAAUCAAGUUUACAGCAAUUGGAGUUUACCUUGAACCUGAAGUUGUAGGACACUUACAACAAUGGAAGGGCAAGCCUGGAAACGUGCUAGCAGAAGAUGAUGACUUCUUUGAGGCCCUUAUUAAUGCUCCAGUGGAGCAAUUUCUGAGAGUUGUGGUGAUUAAGGAGAUCAAAGGCUCUCAAUAUGGAGUGCAACUAGAGAGCGCUGUGAGGGACAGAUUGGCAGCUGUUGACAAAUACGAAGAGGAAGAGGAAGAAGCCUUGGAGAAAGUUGUUGAAUUCUUUCAGUCUAAAUAUUUCAAGAAGAAUUCAAUCGUCACAUACCAUUUUCCAGGAAAUUCAGGCACUGCUGAGAUAGCAUUUACCACCGAAGGAAAGGAGGAUGCCAAAAUCAAAGUGGAGAAUGCUAAUGUGGUUGAGAUGAUAAAGAAAUGGUACUUGGGAGGAACAAGGGGAGUGUCUGCUACUACCAUAGCCUCCUUAGCUAAUGCCCUAUCUGCCGAGUUAUGCAAAUGAUUGUAUGCUGUCUAAUUAUGAGUUCACAGGCUUCUCUAGAAGGUUGUCUAAGAAUGAGCCUGCUUGUUGUGCUUCUGUACCAAUAAAUUAUGAUAUGCAAGUUGGUUAGAGUUGAGUUUUGCCAAUUGAGAACUCAAUUUCCUUGAAUCCCAAGAUUGAAUGAAACAAACAAAAAGGAUUUUAAGAGAAUUUGAUUUCAUCU